This is a messenger RNA of Macadamia integrifolia, 1290 nucleotides long. Its product is annotated as protein-L-isoaspartate O-methyltransferase 1-like. Bases 201 to 761 code for a protein of 186 amino acids. The record is from RefSeq and is a predicted model, not a curated record. Gene Ontology annotation, molecular function: protein-L-isoaspartate (D-aspartate) O-methyltransferase activity. Gene Ontology annotation, biological process: protein modification process. NCBI's taxonomy places the organism in Eukaryota, Viridiplantae, Streptophyta, Magnoliopsida, Proteales, Proteaceae. Gene Ontology annotation, cellular component: cytoplasm. The transcript has 4 exons.
CCGCGAGAAUUAGGAUGCCGUCCUCCGUAGUCGCGUAUGGUUACCGCUAGUUUGCGCCUCUAAGACAACUGGCGAGCUUCAGCUUCCUCCAUCGUCGCCUUCCUCUUUCGCUCUUCGGCAUCCUCUCUGCUCAUCUGAAUCUCUUGCAGUCUUCGCCUCUGAACCCUAGAUUCCGCACGGGGAACUUUCUCUUCUUGCCGAUGGAGCAAUUCUGGACUAGAGACAGUAUUGAUAAAAAUAAAGGUUUAAUUGAGCAUUUGCGGCAGUAUGGGGUAAUUAGGUCCAAUAAGGUGGCAGAAGUAAUGGAGACUAUUGAUAGGGGAUUGUUCGUACCUGAUGGGAUCCCAGCUUAUGUUGACACCCCUAUGCAGAUUGGUUAUAAUGCCACUAUUUCUGCACCUCAUAUGCAUGCUAUGUGCCUUGAAUUGUUGGAGAAUAAUUUGCAGCCAGGCAUGCAUGCGUUAGAUGUUGGUUCAGGGACCGGGUUCUUAACUGCAUGCUUUGCAAUGAUGGUUGGACCACAAGGUCGUGCAGUGGGUGUGGAACACAUUCCUGAGCUUCUUGCCACUUCCAUCGAAAAUAUCCAAAAAAGCCAAGCUGCACAAUUAAUGAAAGGAGGUUCCCUUUCUGUUCAUGUUGGUGGUAUGUUCUACUUGUCUGUUCAAUCUAAUAGAGAGGGAAUACAAAGUAACUCUAGACCACAAAUAUGGUUUGCUAGCUGCAUUUAUAAAGUUCAGUACACAUGCUGCCGAGCGAAGUGACCUUGGACUUGGAGAUCUCAUAUGGCAAUAUCUGAUUUUGUCAAUUUCUUUCUUUUUGAGGAUUAGAAAACAAUGUUUUUUUCUUUUUGAGGAUUAGAAAACAAUGUGGCAAAUUUGAAUAAAAAUGUUUCCCUGACCUAGUCCUUCCUCUUUCGCCCUAUAGUCACUGGGUUUUGAUAUCAUGACUUAGUUGGAAACCUUGACACCAUCAAACUGCCAACACUCCAACAUCACACUUGCCUUCCGGAAAACAAAUAAAUAGUUGCUGUUAAUGUGACCAUUGGUUGUUAGGUGUUUGUAAUGUAAGCAAGUUGUAUAUAUGCCACAUUAGAUGGUCCACAUAAUCACCUGAGGAAAAAUAUCAUGUCAUCAAUUUGUGAACCCAAAUGAUACUGUAUAACCAUAUUUUAUCUUACAUGUUAAUAACAUUUAGAGCUAAAUGCUUCCAUUGCCACAGAUGGCAGGCUAGGUUGGCCAGAGUUUGCGCCUUAUGAUGCUAUUCACGUGGGAGCAGCCGCUGCAGAGAUCC